This is a messenger RNA of Harpegnathos saltator (Jerdon's jumping ant), 1701 nucleotides long. RefSeq lists its product as uncharacterized. Lineage: Eukaryota; Metazoa; Arthropoda; Insecta; Hymenoptera; Formicidae. The coding region runs from base 196 to 711 and encodes 171 amino acids. The transcript is spliced from 5 exons. The record is from RefSeq and is a predicted model, not a curated record.
CGGAGGGAGGAACUCAUGCGAAAUUAAAUAAACGCGAAUUACUUCAUGCCGCGAAGGAGGAUGAAAGAGACAGUCGAUAAUCAGUGAUCGAUACAGGCGUCAUGAUGUAAAAUCUGCAAACGUUCCGAUACUUUUUGGACCUGCGAAUCCUUUUUCGGCGAUACCCUCAAAAUUGCGAGAUAAGAUUGUCCGAUUAUGAAUCGCGAACUCAAUAACACUGUAAUGUGCAACUGCAACGACACCGGCCCGGUCACGGAGGAGUAUCAUACCGCCCCCUCGGAUUUCGCAGCAUCGAUGCCGCAAGAAUGGCGCACGUCUACGCGAUACGAGGCGGCGGACACUACGCCGGAAUUUCCCUCGACGCCGCCACAAAGGAUACGACGAGGAGACUAUCGACGUCCGCAAGACGCCCCCGUAAGACCCAUGCCGCGCAGGCGAAAUCUCACAGGUGUGGCCAUUGUUCCGCGACGAAUCGACUUUGACGCCGUAACGGACACCGAAGAUGACGAGGAAGACGUGGGGUACUCGACGACGGAAACGGUGCAACGAAUUAGCAGCGUGACGGAGCACUCUUACAUCCCCGAGACGAGUACCGUUCCCGGGACGUACAGACUGAGACGCACACGACCGCCGCAACAUCCGCAGGUGUUGAGACAAUACACGCCGAGAAUGACGAGGAUCACUCCUUGUGGGAAAUGCCUGAGAAUAUGAGGGCACGUCAUCGAAGACACAUCCACGUGGCGCGACAUUUAAUCAGGACCGGCUAAGGACGGCUUACUUGGCUCGCUCGUCGAAAUUCACGAGCGCGAAUCAUUCUUACGUGAGCUGCACGGGGCGGCGGCGGCGGCGGGCCGAAGCGAAGCGAAGGUGGGCAUCGUGAGACGUGAGAUCGCCCGUGUUUGAGAAUGUUUAAUGCAUGGACCACGCGGUCGUAGGUAGGUGAACGGUUACCCGAUGUUUGUAUGGCUGUACUCCCAGCGCGGAUCCCGGAACCCCAAAGAUAUCGUAGAAGUACUGCGCAAACACUCCGGCUGACUGUUUCUCAAUCAGAGUCGCGUAUACGGAAGGCGACGGCCGCAGCGGCGCGCGCUCGGUGCGCGCCUGUUUUCACGGUCAUUCCAUUUCCCAAGUGCGCAAUUUGUCAUCGUGUAAAGCGCGCGCGAGCUCUUAAAUCCACCCAAUUCGAAAGAUACGACUUCGUGUUCGCGUCGCGCGUCGUAAUGCGAUCGACAUGUUUCCCGGCGUAAUCGCGGAAAUUCGUCAGUGGUCAAGUGGUCAGAAUCUACACGCGAUAAUCGACGAUAUAUUCCGGUGAGACUGAACUCGACAUCGAAUCCUUGGAAUAAAAUUCACUGGAAACAAGUCAAACUGUGCUGUCUCUCUUUGAGACUUGCGUCAACGCAACGUCCAUACACUGCAUCCCGCGCAGUCGAGUGACUACUUAGUACGAAUCCUCAUUAAGCAAGGACGAAAACAGGGACACGUCCCUGCAUCUCCGCGCGUUACCGUCUCCGACCGAGGACGGUCUCGAUCGACACGACGAGUCCUCCUCCUCCUCCUCCUCCUCCUCCUCCGAAGGAGGCGUCACGUAUUUUCACGUAUUUCGCCUCAGAGUCACCUUUGCACCAUUGCCACACGUCGCACGGAGAAUGGGCGGCGAGACGACGGCGCGUGCACGGACAAAACGGGCACGCGAAGACG